AUGGCGGAAUUUUUCCUUACAGGGCGGUACGAGACAUCCUCCCCUGCUGAAGAUGAGACUGCUGUAAAGGAAUCAACUCCAGGGGAAAAUUCAAAAAAAUCACAGGAUAAGGUCAAGGUUACAGUCAACCCAUACGAGCCUCCAAUUCCCUUUCCACAGCAGUUGAAUAAGCAUAAAAUGGAGCAGCAAUACAAGAAAUUUCUAGAAGUCUUCAAAAAGCUCCAUAUCAACAUCCCACUAGCCGAUGCAUUAUUACAAAUGCCCAGCUAUGCAAAAUUUCUGAAAGACAUAUUAUCAAAUAAACGCAAGCUGGAGGAUCAUGAAACAGUAAUGCUAACCGAAGAGAAACUAGGAUUGGGAGAGCCUAAAGCAACUACAGUAACUCUACAGUUGGCUGAUCGAUCACUUACACAUCCACGAGGGAUUAUCGAAGAUGUAUUGGUCAAAGUGGAUAAACUUAUAUUCCCAGCAGACUUCUUAAUCCUGGACAUGGAAGAAGACAAGGACGUGCCUAUCAUAUUGGGACGACCAUUUUUGGCUACUGCAAGAGCGCUCAUAGACGUACAACAAGGACAAUUGACAUUGAGGCUGGGGGAGAAGAAAGUCUCUUUCAAUGUUUUCAAGUUUGAAGGUGUAAGGGAGAGUCAAGGUGGUAUUGAAGACGAUAUCAGGCAACGAACUCAACCUUAA
Messenger RNA from Olea europaea var. sylvestris, 690 nucleotides. RefSeq lists its product as uncharacterized. NCBI's taxonomy places the organism in Eukaryota, Viridiplantae, Streptophyta, Magnoliopsida, Lamiales, Oleaceae. The transcript has 4 exons. The record is from RefSeq and is a predicted model, not a curated record. The coding region runs from base 1 to 690 and encodes 229 amino acids.